GUUGUGUGAAUGUCUGUUUCUUUUUAUGCUUUGGGUUCUGUUCUUUUCGUUUCCUCCAAUCAUCUAUGUUUGCGUUUUCGGAGUUAUUUCAAUUAAAACAAGUUAAAAGGUGUCCUGUAUCUUACUGAAUAGUGGCACUGUGUCCCAUGCAGCUUUUACCCUGAACACAACGCUUGACCUCAAGCAAAAAGGUCACACUCACUUUAGGCCCUCAUUUGAUUAUCUGUGGAUAUUACAUACAUUCGUUGUGCUUAUUUUUUUAAUUAAAGGGGAUGUGUAAAGACAAGUUUGCCGGUUCCCUGAUGGCAAAAUAAUGCCAUAGAAGGAUGAAAUCCAAUGUAUUCAUUAUUUAAAAAAUAUGUAGAUAUGCAUUGUGUUUGUGUGGGGACGAUUGAAUUCCACGCUGAGGCAACUGCAUUAUUUCUUCUCUAUUUAAAUAAGCCAGCCGGGUCAGUGACUGGCGAACAGAAGAAAAAUCUCUGCAGAAGGAAGCCACAGCUCGGCGUGUCUCUCUUCAGAGGUCCUCUGGGGCAACCUAGUGGCUGCUUGCAUUGAUGAGUUUAGUUCUGCAAUGUUUGAACAGCAUCACGGAGCGUUUACCAGCCAUCGUGACAUCUUCCAAAAAUCGUUUUAUUUAGUAAAUAACACUUUUUAAAAACAGGAAGACAUAGAGAUGUUGAAAUUUCCAAGUGCCAUUGAAUUCCUCUCAGAUUGUAUGCUUCAAAUCAAGCACACAGAAGAGAUAGAUUUAGGUCUUGGUCAAGCUUUACGUUUAGUGCGUGGACAAAACUAAUCAAAUCAUGGAAUCAGCAUGAGGGUUGAGUCACUGCAUUGAAGGUUGAGGUUUUCUUGCCUUGUAUUUAACUUUCACAGAGAAUAUUUGGGCCCAGAGUUUAAGUCCUAUAUGUUAUAAAGUUACUAGGGAGCAUUGUCCCACAUGGACCCAGAUUGAAGGCCAUAUAUCAAAAAUGCAAGACCCUUCCUGUAAAAACAUAUGAAGAUCUUCUAAAUGGUCGAUGGUGGGGGGGAAGUUCUCAACUCGGAUUGUGCUGCCUGGCAUAUAGGAUUCUUGAAAAAGUUAUUUAAGGAAAAUAUACAUUUUGUUAAGGGAGCUUAACCAAUCUGAAGCUCCCGUCCCAAAGGAUAAAGGGGUUUUGUCCAAUAGUCAAAGAAUAAUCAUGAGGAAACCCUGAAUGUUAUUCAGAUAUGACACAAAUGUGCCUUGAGAAGUAGCCGACAGAUGUUCAUUAAGACUCCUCCAUUUCCAUUACUACAUAGUCCUAAUAACUAUAUAAUAUUUGUGUUAUUAUACACGUUUAUAGGGUGGGUGAAAUGCUGUAGGACAUGUCUCUGGAUAUACAGGGAGAGAUCUUUGGGUUCCACCAUUUCUGGAAAAAUGAAUAAACAAGUGUUUAAAAGAAGAAAAAAACAUUACGCAAAUUUAGUUUGACAACCGGAAUUUUCAAAUAUAUUAAUAAAUAUAAAUAUUUGUGCAAAUAUUAAUAAAUAUUUGCACAAUAGUGCAGCAAUUGUAGACACAGCAGAUAACAGGGAGCGCAUCACACUGCACUGUAUGAAAACUCUCCUUGCAAUCUGAACAGUGACCAGGAGAGGAAGACGUGUUCACGGCAAACCAGCUGGAGAUGAAGACUCACUUACGGCGCAUAUGAACAUCUCGAGGAAUACGUUGUUCACCACUUGUUCCUGAAGACAAGAUGAGUUUUUGAGUGUUUGAUUGAGUUGGCAGAUGGAAUAAGAGCUUCAUUCACAAUGUGGUAUAAAUAAUACUGGUUAUGAUUCACAGGAGCAGUUUGAUUAUUAAGGACAAAUUGUCUUAUCCGGAUUUCGCUUCCUUUUUUGUUCCUCAGAAACCUGACUUUGUGUUCCAAAACAUGACAUGAUUCACAUUCUUUUGCAGGAUUUGGUAUUUAAUACCAUACAAAACUACAUUAACAGGACCCUCUGCUACAUCAAGAGCUCUGACUCUUACUUAAAGUUUCUGUGGGUAAGUGGCUGUGAACGCGUCUCCCUUUGACCUCCAGCAUUAAACGAGACCAUCAGAGGGAAGAUGCUUUAUUUCUAUAUUAAUGCUCGUCCUUGGGGAAAUGAUGCUGGUGAAAUCUGAUUAGACAACUGCAGUAAAAAUAAGUUUUCUUAAGCGACUCUGGUGCUCAGAGACACUAACACUUUGGCCCGCAGGGAGGACACAAUAAACAUGAAUCUCCCUAAAGUAACCCCAUAAGGGGUUCACUAUUUAAGAGCAAUUUAUCAUUCAGCAGCCACUUAAAUCUGCAUUAGGCUUCCUGCGUUCCACUUCCAUACUGCUUAUAAACUCACUUGUUCUUUUGGUUCCAACGUGUUCAGGGAUGCGUGUAACCUUUUGACGCUUGUGUCACGUGUGAAGAGAAGGCAACAGAUUUAAAGAGGGAAAAACAUAAUUUGUGAGAAGCAUUCAAACUGGGAGGUUUUCCGGGUUUCUCAGAGCAGUCCUGCUAAAAAUACGCUGUGGGCGAUGUUUCACCAUCUUUAAGGCAAAUAACCACAGAGGGGGGAAAAAUCUCAGAAGAGUUCUAGUGGGUUUGUGUGUGUGUGUGUGUGUUUGAAGGCUCACUGGCAUUAAUCAUCUCAUCUUAUUUAAUCUUUCUCAUGGGUUUGUGUGCGUGUGUGUGUGUGUGUGUGUGUGUGUGUGUGUGUUUUAAGGCGUCAAUUAUCUUAUUAAUCUUCCUCACUAUGAGUAUUUUGGUUCAGUUUGGAAAAAAAUAAAAAACUUUUGAAAGGAAUCUUAGGGAAAAAGUAAAGUUCACGUUUUGCACUUCCUUACCUUACAUGUCACGCGCAUUAUAAAGCUCUGCUGCAAACCGAAAGCCAACGCAUCCUCCUUCUCUUCCUCUCUAUCGUCUGUAUCUUUCCUUAUCACUCAGUCACCUGCAGCUCAUUCCGAGUAUCCGGCCUUACUUUUGCCUCUUUUGCAUAUAAAUCCUUGCAGGACACGUGCGGCUUUGCAUGUAACUCUUGUCUCCUCGCGGACGAGCCCCGCAGGAGGCGGAGCUCCGCGAGGAGACCCAUAAAACCCGAAGCUCUGCUCCUCCGCUCACUGCACAAGGUGACGCGCUCAGCGGCGCACGAAUCGCUCCGACCUCCGCGGCUCGUGCGCGCACACACACUCUCACACACACACGCGCACACACAUGCGCGUGCACGCACACAGCAGCAGGAGCAGCAGCGGCGGCAGCGGCGGAGUGGGCAUGAACGCGGUCGGGUUCGGGAGUUUUCGGUCAGAGGUUCGCUCCCGGAUCCACAUUUCUCCUCCAGGAAGAACCAAACCCAAACAGAAGUAACGCGUAAAGGCCGGCACGGGACCCCGCGGAGAAGCCCUGCCGCCGCCCCAAAGGAUACCUUUGAUCCGCAGUCUCGAUCCGCGGAUUACGGAGGCCUCGCAGCGGGGAUGUGACAGCUGCUUUGGGCCACAGAAGGGAGCGACAAUCGGUUUCUGUUUUGCGGCGACCACACGGCCGCAUAAUGCAGCAUCAUUUGGACCUGGGGGGGCAUUACUUCGCACCGGAGGCUCAGCCGCACGACCACAGGACUCAUCGCUACAGGAGUUUCAUGAUCGAGGAGAUCUUGACCGACCACCCGCAGCACAAAGCGUCGGCUCCGGCCGGGGAGCUGCUCAAGUUCGGGGUGCAGGCUCUGCUGUCCGCCCGGCCCUUCCACAACCAGCUGGUCCUUAAAGCCGACCAGACCAGCCUGCUCAAGUUCCCCAUGUCCCCGCUGGCCUGCUCGCUGGGUUCCCCGCUCGGCGCGCAGCUGCUGUCCGCCGCGUCGGGCCUGCAGAUCGGCGCGGCGUCCCACCACCUGCCGCUGGACCUGCACCUCCGCGGGAAGCUGGAGCACGGGCCCGACGCGGGCGGCAAGAGCAAGAAGGGCCGCCGCAGCCGCACCGUGUUCACGGAGCUGCAGCUGAUGGGCCUGGAGAAGCGCUUCGAGAAGCAGAAGUAUCUGUCCACGCCGGAUAGAAUAGACCUGGCUGAAUCUUUGGGCCUCAGUCAACUGCAAGUGAAAACAUGGUACCAGAACAGGCGGAUGAAAUGGAAGAAAAUCGUGCUGCAGGGCGGCGGCCUGGAGUCUCCCACCAAGCCGAAGGGCCGCCCGAAGAAGAACUCCAUCCCCAGCAGCGAGCAGCUCUCCGAGCAGCAGUCCGAGGGCUCGAGCUGCCACUCGGAGAACACCCAGGAGGAGUGACCCCCCCCCCCCCCCCCCGGGACCCCCCUACACGGCAGCCGGACGGACACUCCUGGGUCCCCGUGCGCGCAGAGCAUGCCGGGAGGUGGGCGCCGGGGCUCCUGAAGCCGGCCCGUCCCGCGCAGGCGUCACAGAAGCCUCGCGGAAAAGGCCUGAACUGUCCACGCGCGCCGACAUCCUCCAGCGGCCGCGUGCUGUUGUUGUGUUGUUGUUGUUGUUUCUUACCACGCGCUGCCUUGGUGGUGAGCUCGCUGCUGGGGGGCAGCUGACACCUUCGCAGUAGGUCUACCCUUCUAUAUUCUAAAGAGAUACGUGUCUUUGCAUUCCCUUUGUGUAACUAAACUGUUUAAUUAUUAAAUAUAUUUUCACAAGUAA
Molecule: messenger RNA, 4617 nt
Organism: Gasterosteus aculeatus aculeatus (three-spined stickleback)
Lineage: Eukaryota; Metazoa; Chordata; Actinopteri; Perciformes; Gasterosteidae
Gene: barx1
Product: BARX homeobox 1
Biological process (GO): regulation of DNA-templated transcription
Molecular function (GO): DNA-binding transcription factor activity, RNA polymerase II-specific; DNA binding
Source: RefSeq, a predicted model, not a curated record